GCGCCCGGGGCAGCCGCCGCCGGCCCGGACAUGGAGCGGCGCCGGGAGGCGGCGGGCGGCGUGCAGAUGUGCCAGACCGUCUUCCCGGGGCACGCCAACCACCGCGGCGAGCUCAGCGCCGGGCAGCUCCUCAAGUGGAUCGACGCCACCGCCUGCCUCGCAGCUGAGAAGCAUGCUGGUGUGUCUUGUGUGACGGCGUCUAUGGAUGACAUACAGUUUGAAGAGACUGCCAGGGUUGGACAAAUUAUUACCAUCAAAGCAAAAGUGAACAGAGCAUUCAGUACCAGCAUGGAGGUUGGCAUCAAGGUUGCAGUACAGGAUACUUUGGCUAAUGUAGAAAAACUUGUGAGUGUGGCAUAUGCAACAUAUGUAGCCAAACCAGCUGGUGCUGGAAAGAUUGAAUUGAAACCCGUAAAACUUCUGUCUAGACAAGACCACCUGGAACAUAGCCUGGCUGCUGAGAGAAGAAGAAUCCGACUGGACUAUGAACAAGCCUGUCAGAACCUAGUGCAGGAGAGUAAUAAGGAAGACGAUUACUGUGAUACUCUUAAAGAGGAAGAUGCGGUUUCAACUGACCUUACUCAUGUGCAGAGUAUUGAGCUUGUCUUGCCCCCUCAUGCAAACCAUCAUGAAAAUGCUUUUGGUGGCCAGAUCAUGGCUUGGAUGGAGACAGUAGCCAGUAUUUCAGCAAGCCGCCUUUGUCGUUCGUAUCCCGUCUUGAAAUCUGUUGAUAUGUUUAAAUUCCGGGGACCAUCCGUCGUGGGUGACCGCCUUGUCUUCAAUGCAAUUGUGAACAAUACAUUUCAGAACAGUGUGGAGGUUGGUGUCCGUGUUGAGGCUUAUAACUGUGAAGAAUGGAUCAAGGACCAAGCACGGCAUAUUAACAGCGCUUUUCUUAUUUUUAAUGCUGUAAAUGACAAAGGAGAGCUGCUCGCCUUCCCCAGAGUUAAACCUACUACAAAGGAUGGCAUGAGGCGGUAUCGUGGAGCUAUUGCACGAAGGAGAAUUCGACUAGCCAGAAAAUACAUCCUUUCUGCUAAGGAAGACAAACCUUCUGAUCCCUGGGAGAGAAGCAACCAGGUGUAUUUGAGUUACAGCAAUAUAGCCACGCUGACGCACCUGGCAGCAAAACCUGGAUGGGAAAUAACCAGUACACUGGAUGAUAUAAAAAUAUGGACUCAUGAGGAGGGUGAUGUCUUGUCACUCAAAGUAGAAAUGCAAGUGAAGAUACCAUCAGAUCUAGCUUUCUCCCUUCUGUCUGACUUCACACACUGCCAACAAUGGGACAAACAUUACUUAACUUGUGAGGUCCUACAAGCUGUGCAUGAAGAUGAGAGAAUUUAUUACGUUACAUCUCCAUCCGUGAGUGGCCAUAAACCCAAAGACUUUGUGGUUCUUGUGUCUCGCAGGCAACCCUGUAAGCCCAGUGAACCCUACAUAGUAGCUGUGAAGUCGGUUACCCUGACAUCUAUGCCACCUUCUUCAGAGUACUGCAGAAGUGAAAUCCUUUGCGCUGGAUUCCAGAUCUAUAGUGACAGCAGCAGCUCCUGUACGGUGUGUUACUUCAAUCAAGUGACAUCAGGUGUUCUGCCUCACUUAGCUGCAAAUCUCACUGGCUCAUCAAAAUCCAUUGAAGACACUGCUUUGGCUUGUAUCAAGUUCUUGGAGCUGGAAGGCAGCAAGUACUGAAGUCUAGAGCCCUCUUCAGAAAUUUGUUUCUGAGAUUAUCAAGCAGUACUGGUUUGAGUUCCUGUGUACGUGCUAAUCAUUGUUCUACAGGCUAGUUACUUUGGGUCAUGGAGCUGAUUUUCAGUGUGAGCUUCAGAAUAUCUAGCACCUGCACUUCCUGUUGAUUUAAGAUUUGGCCUUAGGCUCUAAAUUGAAAUUUUUAAUUUUAAAAAGAUGAGAGACAGAUUCUGCUCUUAAUUGCACUAAUUUAUUUUGUAUAACAAGAGGCAGACUUUGGCCCAGUAGGUCUGUAUAUCAUGAGACUAUGUCACCACUAUAACAUAUUGAACAUAAUGAAAUCCAGUCAGUGGUUAGACGGAGAGG
This is a messenger RNA of Dromaius novaehollandiae (emu), 2052 nucleotides long. Its product is annotated as acetyl-coenzyme A thioesterase. Lineage: Eukaryota; Metazoa; Chordata; Aves; Casuariiformes; Dromaiidae. Gene Ontology annotation, cellular component: cytosol; extracellular exosome. The record is from RefSeq and is a predicted model, not a curated record. Gene Ontology annotation, biological process: acyl-CoA metabolic process. Gene Ontology annotation, molecular function: lipid binding; acetyl-CoA hydrolase activity; fatty acyl-CoA hydrolase activity. The transcript has 15 exons. The coding region runs from base 31 to 1689 and encodes 552 amino acids.